AUGGGGAACGUUUUUGAAAAGCUUUUUAAGAGUCUGUUUGGAAAAAAAGAGAUGCGAAUCCUUAUGGUGGGUUUGGAUGCAGCCGGAAAAACCACCAUCCUCUAUAAACUGAAGCUGGGAGAGAUUGUGACCACGAUCCCCACAAUAGGUUUCAAUGUGGAGACAGUAGAAUAUAAAAAUAUCAGCUUCACUGUCUGGGAUGUUGGCGGCCAGGACAAAAUCAGGCCUUUGUGGCGACAUUAUUUCCAAAAUACCCAAGGUCUGAUUUUUGUGGUUGACAGUAACGACAGAGAGCGGGUCAACGAGGCCCGAGAAGAGCUAACCAGAAUGUUAGCAGAAGACGAGCUCAGAGAUGCAGUUUUGUUGGUAUUUGUAAAUAAACAGGACCUCCCCAAUGCUAUGAAUGCAGCAGAGAUAACAGACAAGCUUGGCCUCCACUCCCUCCGCCAGAGAAACUGGUACAUCCAGGCUACAUGUGCCACCAGUGGAGACGGGCUUUACGAAGGCCUGGACUGGCUCUCCAACCAGCUCAAAAACAAGAAGUGA
Messenger RNA from Elephantulus edwardii (Cape elephant shrew), 546 nucleotides. Its product is annotated as ADP-ribosylation factor 2-like. Bases 1 to 546 code for a protein of 181 amino acids. Lineage: Eukaryota; Metazoa; Chordata; Mammalia; Macroscelidea; Macroscelididae. The transcript has 4 exons. Gene Ontology annotation, biological process: intracellular protein transport; vesicle-mediated transport. Gene Ontology annotation, molecular function: GTP binding; GTPase activity. The record is from RefSeq and is a predicted model, not a curated record. Gene Ontology annotation, cellular component: plasma membrane; cytoplasm.